Molecule: messenger RNA, 1733 nt
Organism: Oncorhynchus gorbuscha (pink salmon)
Lineage: Eukaryota; Metazoa; Chordata; Actinopteri; Salmoniformes; Salmonidae
Product: WD repeat-containing protein 5
Exons: 14
Coding region: 261-1256 (331 amino acids)
Molecular function (GO): protein binding
Source: RefSeq, a predicted model, not a curated record
CAAUGUGCGUCUUCUUCACUGCCACAUUCCCCGCCUGAGCCCUAAACUGAAACGAACUGGCCCUAUAAUUUUAUUCGUGCUCAAUUAGGGCGAAAAUACGUUCAUCGUAUUUAUAGGCUAAACACAUUCGUGUAAUUAAUAAGAUUUCUUCCUGGAGGAAGAAAAGUCAGCCGAGCAAAUACAUUUUAACAUUGGGCCUUACCGCUGGUUGUCCCACGUGCUUUCACGAACCAAUCCCACUCGGCUCCAUCACUAUCACCAUGGCAACAGAGGAGAAGAAACCAGAAACAGAGGCCACUAAAACGUCAUCUGCAUCUGCCAGCCAGAGUAAGUCGGCACCAGUCAAGCCCAACUACACCCUGAAAUUCACCUUAGCCGGCCACACAAAAGCAGUUUCAUCUGUCAAGUUCAGUCCCAGUGGAGAGUGGCUCGCCAGUUCAUCUGCUGACAAACUGAUAAAAAUUUGGGGAGCUUACGAUGGAAAGUUUGAGAAAACAAUAUCGGGACACAAACUUGGGAUCUCAGAUGUCGCCUGGUCCUCAGACUCCAACCUCCUGGUUUCAGCAUCUGACGACAAGACUCUAAAGAUCUGGGACGUCAGCUCGGGGAAAUGUUUGAAGACAUUGAAAGGCCACAGCAACUAUGUCUUCUGCUGCAACUUUAAUCCCCAGUCCAAUCUCAUCGUGUCUGGAUCAUUUGACGAGAGUGUGCGGAUAUGGGAUGUUAAAACCGGCAAAUGCUUGAAGACCCUGCCGGCCCACUCUGACCCAGUCUCUGCAGUCCAUUUCAACAGAGAUGGCUCAUUGAUUGUGUCUAGCAGCUACGAUGGCCUCUGCCGAAUCUGGGACACAGCAUCGGGACAAUGUCUGAAAACACUAAUUGAUGAUGACAACCCCCCGGUGUCAUUUGUGAAGUUCUCACCAAACGGCAAAUACAUCCUGGCUGCCACAUUGGACAACACCCUGAAGCUUUGGGACUACAGCAAAGGAAAGUGCUUGAAAACAUACACCGGCCACAAAAACGAAAAGUACUGCAUAUUUGCAAAUUUCUCGGUCACCGGUGGAAAGUGGAUUGUCUCUGGCUCGGAGGACAACAUGGUGUACAUCUGGAACCUGCAGACCAAGGAGAUCGUACAGAAACUACAGGGUCAUACAGAUGUGGUGAUUUCUACUGCCUGCCACCCCACAGAGAACAUCAUUGCGUCUGCGGCGCUAGAAAACGACAAAACCAUCAAACUGUGGAGGAGCGACUGCUAAGCCCCCGUGCGUGCUUAUUGUAUUUUCAUUUUAUUGUACUUUUCAUUUGACUGUUUUUAGCUGGACCCGAAUGCCUUGAGGACUGAGCCUCAACUAGAAGAAGAAAAGGAACGCAAGUCCAGAACAUCACCACACACCUACCCUUCACCCAGAACCAGAACCAGAGCAAACCCCAACUCAACCACCACAACCACACACCUACCCUUCACCCAGAACCAGAACCAGAGCAAACCCCAACUCAACCACCACAACCACACACCUACCCUUCACCCAGAACCAGAGCAAACCCCAACUCAACCACCACAACCACACACCUACCCUUCACCCAGAACCAGAACCAGAGCAAACACCACAACCACACACCUACCCUUCACCCAGAACCAGAACCAGAGCAAACCCCAACUCAACCACCACAACCACACACCUACCCUUCACCCAGAACCAGAACCAGAGCAAACCCCAACUCAACCACCACAA